This is a messenger RNA of Penicillium oxalicum, 2085 nucleotides long. Its product is annotated as ATP-binding cassette long-chain fatty acid transporter PXA2. The transcript is spliced from 5 exons. Gene Ontology annotation, biological process: fatty acid beta-oxidation; peroxisome organization; very long-chain fatty acid catabolic process. Bases 1 to 2085 code for a protein of 694 amino acids. Lineage: Eukaryota; Fungi; Ascomycota; Eurotiomycetes; Eurotiales; Aspergillaceae. Gene Ontology annotation, cellular component: peroxisomal membrane. Gene Ontology annotation, molecular function: ATP hydrolysis activity; ABC-type transporter activity; long-chain fatty acid transmembrane transporter activity. The record is from RefSeq and is a predicted model, not a curated record.
AUGGCUGUACAGUCCAAACUGCUGCCGCCCGACCGCUCCGUGAAGCAGAUCCUCUCCAGCCUCACCUCGGUCUACCUACGACAUCGAACUGGCAUCUCCCGCACCGUCUACCUCGCUCUAUUUGCCGCGCUUGCGAAACGAAUUCAUAAUGCUAUCUCGGAACAGAAGGCUGCGACACAGCAUGUCGAACUCCGCCGCCGGCCCGGCACCAGCUCACUGGGGGAUGCAGAACAACCCCGAAAGAAGCGGGUAGAGAUCAAUCGGGAGUUUUUCAAGAGCCUGCUUCGUCUUCUGAAAAUCGUGAUUCCGGGAUGGCGAAGCAAAGAGCUGCGACUGCUUGUCAGCCAUAGCGUCUUCCUUGUGCUGCGCACUCUCCUGAGUUUGUAUGUCGCCGAGUUGGACGGGCGGCUCGUGAGCAGUCUCGUGCGGGGAAAGGGGAAGGACUUUUUGCUCGGCCUGGUGUGGUGGAUGAUUGUCGCUGUGCCUGCCACAUUUACAAACUCAAUGCUUUCCUACCAUCAAUGCAAGCUUUCCCUGAGCUACCGGAAACGACUGACCGAUUACAUCCACGACAAGUAUCUGUCCAACAUGACCUUCUACGCCAUCUCUGCACUAGAUGAUCGGGUGAAGAACCCCGACCAACUCGUGACGGUGGACGUGUCGCGCUUUUCUGACAGCUUAGCGGAACUGUACUCGAACCUCGCCAAACCGAUCCUUGAUAUGUGCAUCUACAAUUACACCCUAUCCAAAAACGUUGGCGGAGAGGGGUUAUUCAUCAUGAGUCUGCUCGUGCAGCUCUCGGCCAACGUAAUGCGCAUGUUGACCCCGCCCUUUGGCAAAUAUGUCGCCGACGAAGCUCGCCUCGAGGGCGAUGAAGAGAUCGCCCUCUACCACGGCCAUGAAGCGGAGAAAGACACUCUCGACAAGGGUUACUUCACCUUGAUCAAACACGUCAAUCGUAUCCUCCGACGGCGUCUGUAUCAUGGAUUCAUGGAAGAUUUCGUGAUCAAGUAUUUCUGGGGGGCACUCGGCCUAGGUCUCUGCAGUAUUCCCGUCUUUUUCAAGAUUCCGGGACAGGUGACGCAGACUAUGGGAGAUCGGACAGAGAGCUUCGUGACGAAUCGCCGGAUGCUUUUGUCCUCAUCGGAUGCGUUCGGUCGACUCAUGUUCUCUUACAAGGAGAUUUCCGAGCUCGCCGGAUAUACCUCGCGGGUCUCGUCGUUGCUGGAAGUCAUGGAUGAUUUGACUGCCGGGCAUUUCGAAAAGAAGCUGGUCUCAUCGGCAUCGACUGAAGAGAAUGCCGCGGUGCUGUCUGGCCGUGGAGUGGUGAUGGAGAGUGAGUCGAUCGAAUUCACCGAGGUGCCCAUCGUCUCGCCCAACGGGGAUGUUUUGGUUCGGAAGCUGUCCUUCACCGUCCACCCCGGUGAUCACCUGUUGAUUGUCGGGCCCAACGGGUGUGGAAAGUCCUCUCUUUUCCGCAUCCUGGGUGGGUUGUGGCCCGUGUACGGGGGCACGGUGAAGAAGCCUCGUUUUGAGGACAUCUUCUACAUCCCCCAGCGGCCAUACUUGUCGCGCGGAACCUUGCGACAGCAAGUGAUCUAUCCCGAUGGGGUGCGUGAGAUGCGCGCCAAGGGUAUCACGGAUGCCGACCUGUAUGAUAUUCUAUCUGUGGUCGAGAUUGCCUCAGUAGUAGAUCGCCCGGGAGGCUGGGAUGCGGAGGAGGAAUGGCGCGAUGUUCUGUCGGGAGGUCUGCAGCAGCGCAUCGCCAUGGCGCGACUCUUCUACCAUCGACCCAAGUUUGCCAUUCUGGACGAAUGUACCUCGUCGGUGACGCUCGAGAUUGAAAAGGUCAUGUACGAAACAGCGAAGAAGCUGGGUACGACGCUGAUGACGGUCUCGCACCGCCGCAGUUUGUGGAAGUACCACCAGAAGAUCCUGCAGUUUGACGGUCAAGGCGGCUAUGUCUUUACCGGGCUGGACUGGGAGCGACGAUUGAAGCUGGAAGAUGAGAAGGACGAACUGGAACUACAAUUGCGAGCAGUGCCGGAACUUGAACGACGAGUGGCCGAGUUGACGGCCACCUAG